UUACUGUUACGCAAGUUUGACGGUGGCUGCUCCAAUUUUGCCAAGCAGACCAUCCUGCGCCACGUCAAACAUUGGCUAUGGCAGAGAUUCAACCAUCGCUCCACUGUGCUACAAAUACAGCACAGUUGGAGCAAUGUGAAGCUGCGCAAGCCUGAUUUUUUGAAAAAAGUUGCCUGCGAAUCUCUGCCACAGCUGAUGGGCGCCAGGCGGUGGUCUGCUUGGCAAAAAAGCCACACAGAAAGACAGCCACCGUCCUCUUUUGCCAGCCACAGGCAGGGCAUCCCCUGCGGAGACUCCACAUUGUGGAAGAACAAGAGAGUGAAGAGGAGGGCCACCCACCAGCUAUGUUGGAAGAGGGGGACGAGGAGGAUGAGGAGGAGGAGGGCACAUCCUCUCAGGCUCACUUACCAGCAAGGUUGCUUCCAGUGGAGGAGGAGGAGGAGGCGGCGGCGGCGCCCCUGUCUCCACGGUCGCCUGUUCUGCCGGAGACUCCCUCACUUCCAGCUCACUGUAAGUGUCUUGGAUGUGCUUGCCUAUUCUCUCUGUGCAUUAUGUAACUUUGAUGCCUGCAAUGUGUUCUGUUCUAUCUUGUUGUUUAUGUAGCACCAGCCAUGUUGGAAGAGGAAGAGGAUGAGAAUGAGGAGGGCACCUAUUCUGA
Staurois parvus is the source of this 658-nucleotide messenger RNA. The record is from the annotation of a GenBank genome assembly. Lineage: Eukaryota; Metazoa; Chordata; Amphibia; Anura; Ranidae.